Molecule: messenger RNA, 6477 nt
Organism: Ceutorhynchus assimilis (cabbage seed weevil)
Lineage: Eukaryota; Metazoa; Arthropoda; Insecta; Coleoptera; Curculionidae
Source: the annotation of a GenBank genome assembly
CCUAACCUCAUUUUUUGAGGUGUCCUGUAAAAUCCAAACAAAUCCUGUUUUGUAUUUAUUUACAUGUUUUAAAAGCCAAAUAAUGUCGGACAACGUCCUGGAAGAACUUUUAUUCUUCGACACAUUCGCCCACGAUAAUACCGAGGAAUUAAACUUAGACUUGGUCCAAUUCCCCAAGCCUGUCUAUGUAACAGAAGUCCGUAUAAUUCCUUUAGGAGCCCGAAUACAGGCAGAUAUUCCAGGGGGAGUCCGUUUAGGUGCAACCAACCCCAGCCAAUUUCACAUAGAACUUUUUGUCAAUGACCUCGGCAAACCGGGUGCGAGCACUUUUGAAACUUUAGGCUCCUUCGAAUACGACCAAAACGGUAAAAUCAAUCUACAAUGGGCCACCGACGAUUCAAUCCGAAAAAUACCCACAGACGGUUUAGUUUUAAAAGGCCUUUACACUACUAUAACCUUAGCAGUUUAUGGAAUCCUAACUAACAAUUUAGCUGAGCAACUCGUACAGCCUAUUGUGAAUCCUGCUUUGCCUAUUACUCAAGCCAAUACAAUUGCUGAUGCUCAGCAAAUAAUUGCUGUAAGCACAGUGGAUCCUGAAUGGUCUCAGGAUAAUGGCAGUCAGCAGCCAAUCGAAUAUCCAGCUCCCAGUAUUAAUUUUCAAUCGUAUGGGCCUGAGGCAUUUCAGCAAGAGUUUCCUGAAUAUUUCAGCGAGCCUCCUAAGGAUCCUAGAAGCUAUCAUCACACGCCUGAACAUGAUUGGGAUAAGAAUAAUAGUAGGAGUGAGAGGGAGAAGAGUAGCAGAGAGGUUUUUACGCGGACAAGGAGAUACUUUAAAUAUCCAAUGUUUAGAAGGUCUAGGAUUGAAAGAGACCAUUCGGAAAGACGCGACAGACGAUAUUCUCGAUCAGAAAGCACAGACAGAGACAGACAGGUUAAAGACUAUCACGACUCUAGCAGAGAUAGAGACCACGAACGUGAAAACUACAGAGCUGAUUGGUCCGAAUCUGACAGACCACACGACAGAGAACGUGGUAGAGAAAGGCGACACGAUGACAACUAUAGAAGAUCGGACCGAUUUCGAGAAGACCGUGAGGACAGGAAACGUCCCAGGACGCCUCAAAGUCCUAAAAGGCCUCAUUCACCUGAACAAAUUAAAGAAAGAAAUGCUUCCCCUACACUUCCAGCUGCUGCCAGUCCAGAAUUGGCGCCUAAAGACGAAAAAACUGAAGAAGAUGUGCCUAAAACUGAAAGUCCAGUGGCUGUAGACGAAAGUACAACACCGCAAAUGGAUGUUGAAGAAUUUGAGCCGAUUUUGAGUGACGAGGAUAUUUUGGAUGACAAUGAACACUAUCAGGAAGAAUAUGAUUAUACAGCUUAUACGAAUAAUGAUGAUAUUAUAAGGCAAUUUAUUCCUGGAGUGACUGAGCUGCAGAAAUACCCUUGCAAUAAAAAAUAUUGCAUUAAAGAUAAUACUAUUGAAGUGGAUGAAAGUUUGAAAACAAUAAUUGGCAUUACAGAUGAUUAUUUGAAAUCUAGCAUUACCAAAUAUGUGUUGGAUGGUUUUAGCCAAUUAAAUACAGAGAUUAAGGAGGAAUUUGUGCAUUUAGCUGAAAAGUUAAUUGGAAUUAUUGGUGAUUCGGAUACAUUCAAAGACAUAAAGAAUCUUCACAAUGCCAUGCGUUCACUAACCAGCUCUAAAAUGACAACCGAAAAUAAAGAGCUAGCCAAUCAGAUUGAAUUUAUUAUUGAAACAAUCACUGAUUGGUUGAAAAUCGCUUUGGAUUAUGACAUGGCUAAUUCACAAGAUCAGCCUGCUUAUAAAAUAAGACAUAUUAAGUGUGGAGUAAGAUUGGCAGAAUAUCUAAGUUACAGCAACGAGUAUCUUCAAUGUCUGUGGCAAAAAAGCUACAAGCUUCACCAAGUGCUUGUUGGUUUAUACCAAUGCGAAUUUAUGGCGUUGAGCAUUAAAUUGAUGCUUCUAAAAGCAUUAGACACGUACUUGCUACACAAAUUCUCCAUUGAACGAUUUUUGGGAAAUUCUUUAGCACAAAACGGUCUUUCUGAUAAUAAUUUGCCUAUAACUGAUCGCAACGGCUACAAAAUUAUCGUCGAGGCAAUAAAAAAAAAUCCUCUAGUACGCGAAAAGUUUGCUUUGAGCUCUAUUUUGAAAAAACUAAAUUUAUAUGAAAUAUUGUAUAAAAUGCAUAGUAGUUUGAUCAAGCUAAGAAAUCCUGCGCAUGAUAUUUCAGCUCAAGAGAUCAAUUUAAUUACAAAAUCCUUGAAUCAAAUAUUGAAUUACUGCAAUGGAGGCCCGUUUGGUUUGUCGCAACCUAAAAGGUUUUUGCCAGUUGCGGCCCAAUUUGAAAUAAUGCGCUCUGACACCAGAAACAUUUUGGUUGAUUACUUUAAAAUGUUCAACCUACUUCAAUGCUUCGUAUUACUACUCACAUCUCCAGACACAUUAAAUCUCCCAUUAAUUAAAACCCCAAUCUUCGAAAUAGUUGCUAAUUUACUAGAAAGCAAAGAAGGCUUGCAAUAUUUAUCAGAAAACAGCGAAACCAUAAAUGUUUUGUUAAAGUGUCUUUUACGAACAGAUGAAGAAAUGCAAUACAGCCUUAACGAUUCUAUUGAAGUUCACUCUCACAAUUUAGGCUUAAAAAUUGCUUAUAAGCUUCAAGGCUUAUAUCACAUUGAAUGCUUAUUAUUGGACAUUGGCCUCAAACACAAUUACGACUUUGAUAAUUUCGAUAUAAUUGAUCAAUUGCACGGGAUGUUUUGUCUGACAUUUUCUAGUGUCGGUAAAUUUGCCAUUGGUGAACUCUUAGGCAUGGGCGACAAUAUACAAUGCCUGCUGCAAUUUUUGGAACAAGUAAAUUUCAAAUCAGAAAUGAGCUUGAUGAAAUUCAAACAAUCGGCUAGUGCAGGGUAUAUUUUGGAUUUGCUUUAUUAUCCUAUAGUGACUGUGGCAAAUGUUCAAUUUUUGGAAAAAUAUGCUUCAAAGCUUCGAGAUUGUAUUGGGUUGUUGUACGAAACAUCUACAGCUUCUAAGAUAAAUGAAAUCAAAACCUAUUUGUCACCUUUUGAUAAUAUUACAAGCUUAAACUAUGAUAAUAUGUCUCAGUUUUUAGAUAUAAUAGACAGACAUACGCCUACAGUGAUUUCACAUCCAGGCUCUUUGAUUACUUGUUUGAGGAUUAUACAGCAUUUAGGCAUUUCAACUUAUGAUAACAAAAUCCCAAUCAUAUCUGAAAAUCCUUUAUAUAAUUAUAUGGAGUUGAAAUAUAAGCAUGUAAUUUUACAAAUUUAUUCGUUAGAUGGUAUUAAUAUUUUGAUUAAGUUGCUGCAAAAAUUGUGCAAUCAUUUUGAACAACCUGGUUUGCACAGUUCAAUAUUUGUAUCAAAUCAAGGCCUGAUUUUAGUCAACAUUAUUUAUCCUGUGUUAUUAUUAUUCAACAAAAUAAUGGCUUAUGUUGUUCAGUGUAGAAACACUAAAUUUAAAGAUUUAACUUCAGUGCCUGUAUUACUAAAAACUUAUAAUUUACUAAACAGCUUUCCUUUGAAUAGUUUAUUGAGUCGUAAAUGUAAAAUAGCUAUAAUAGAUUGUUUGUUGGUUUACACUCAGCCAAUGUCCGAUGAAAUUUCCGAAAAAGACUCUUUAAAUAAAACCUUAUGGUCUCAAAUGCUGGGAGAAGUUAUUAAGUUUGUCACAACAGCCCCAUAUACUUUUGUGUCGGGACUUUUAGUAUUAUCAGAACUCUUACCGUUGCCUUUACCCAUACACACUGGAGACGAUUUGUCUAAAGACGAAAUCUCAUGGACAAUAAACUUAAGAAAAUUAUGGUCAGCUCAUUUGCAUCCGCAUAGUGCCAUUUUGCAAGACACUGUCCAUAAAAUUUGCAUUUCUACUCAGCCCCAAUUGCUGAAUCUACUGAGACGUAUUUGCGUACAAAUCUCAGACUUGGCAGCUAAUUCCGCUUUGAUGAUUGCUAGAGGAUUUUUGGAUUUAGCUUUUAAGGCUUUAACAACAAAUUUGCCUUGCACCAGCCAUGUGGCAAGGCUUCUAAACUUCUUAGCUUGCCUAGUGACUCACAAUACAAUAAAGUGUGCAGUUUUACAUUUGAUUCACUGUGACGAUAAUUACUCGAAAUUGAUUCCUGCGUUUGAGCGUAUAUUAAAGCUGAGUGAUGGUUCGACUAGUCACAUUCAAGCACAAGAGUGUGUUUUGAGUAUUAUACAAAGCUUUUGUGAUGUGGAGGUUAGUUUGUUGCAAAACUCUGAGACGUUAAAGGUGACUUCGGAAGUUUAUUUGGCCAAUGCUUUGCCUAUUAAAGAACACUUGCUGAGUUUUAUUGGAGUUAUACUCGACCAUUUAGCCACAGAGAAUUCUUUCGUCACUUAUUUGCCAAUUGUAAGGACUUUGUUACUACUAACCGAGCACGACUACGGAUUCUUUCAUUUGCGGGAAAACUUGUUGAAAAGGGAGAAUUUAUUUGGAGUGAUGCUCAACAAAUUUGUGAAAAGUUUCUCCAAAACCAGUCCGGAGUGUUUGUCUACUUUGAACAUUUUGGUGGAGUUUUUGAGGAUUUGUUUGACGACCGAAGAAAGCGAUGGCGUUUUGCUUUAUACUCCGAGAACUAUUAUGUUGAGCGUUGAGGAAAUGAAGAAUUUGAUUGGUUGGAGUCAAGUUGGGGAAGGUGAAAAGCACCCGUUUAUUAUACUUGAAGAAAUAUUGAAGAAAGAAAUCGAAGACGACAACAGUUUGGAAACAAUCCUGGAAGGUCUCACGUUAUUUCUGAAACAACUCGAUCAACCUACGACAACCGCUUCAACAGCCGAAGAAGUUCUUCUACCAACUCCUCAACCUUUGCUCGCUCAAUAUUCGGGCCGGAUAAUCUCUAGUUCGUCGGAUGCUUGCGACGAAAGACUCACCGAUCGUUAUUGGUUGAUUUUACCUUCGGAGGAAGGCGAAGGCGAAUUGGAAACGGUCCCGUGCGAUCUGUUCGAAAUUUGCCGCCAACUGCCUCCCGAGUUCAAUUUAAUCAAGGAAGUGGAAAAAUUGUGCAGGAUUUCUAGGACCGAUCCACCCCAUGUGGAUAAGGCUAUCAAGCAUUGCGACGAGCAAAGAAUUAAAACUAGAAAACCUUUCAUUACUCCAAUGAGGCCGCGUGGCUUUCCAAGAACAACUCCCCAAAGACCAGAUUUGUUCAGAUCGAGACCCCCAAACACUUCAAGACCUCCUUCUUUACAUGUUGAUGAUUUUGUGGCUUUGGAAACUUGCGGCGCCCAACCUACAGGUCCAACCGGUGCUGGCUUUUCAAUUAGUAGCAACAUUGUUAAUCAAUUUCCGAUUUCAGGCUACAACAAAUUGAGUAGAGAUAUUUUGGCUACCAAUAGGAUGGCCAGAGGUGCCAGAGGAAGGGCUUUUGUCACGUCUGAGAGGAGCAUGCAAUACAACAGACAAAUGCCUUGGUGGGGUGCUUCGAUGGGUAGAGGCCCUUAUUUUUAAGUUACUAGUGUUUAAAAAAUAAUAAAUAUUUCAAUUUUUAAUGUAUUUUUUUUUAAUUCAAAACCUACACAUAACAUCAGAUUAAUAUAGCAUAGACUCUCUUCUAUACAGGGUGUUUGAAAAAAAAUUACAAUUAAUAUGUGUUUUUCAGAUGUUUACCUGAAAAAUGUCAGCUUAUCUAUGGGAACACCCUGUAUUAUAACAUGCUGUAUAUUAUGUAAAGGGUGAUACAUUGGAAGGUGAUGAGUAUUUAAAUGGGAAUCACGUUUUGUAACAGUACACUUAUUUAUGAAUCACCCUGUAUGAUCUUUAAAUCUACUUGAACAAUUUCUAAAAUUCUAUUCACGUACACUUGGCCAAGCAUUAUUGAUCAAAAUUCUAUACAUAGAAAAUUGGUCUGGAAUCAGCCUUUUUUGAAAAAAAAAAUCAAUAGAAAACAAUACAUUAUAGCUCAAAAAAGUCAGCCUUCAUAGUAUCAAUGCAUCAAUGCAACACAUAAAAAUAAAAUCAACAGUAGUUGAUCAACGUAUAGAUUUGAUGCUGGAUUGCACCUGUCCGAACUGCACCUGGAGCAAUGUUCCUUCUUCAAAAAAUUAGUAUCGGCCCUUUUCAUCUUAUGACAAAUGUCCAAACUUAUUUGCUCGGCCAAUUGGCAACCUCUAAUUAUGUACUUUUUGUUGCCAACUAGAAGAAAAAUAUACUUAUACAUAAUUAUUUAAGUUUAAAUUGGAAUUAUUUACGUCUAGUGACAACUUUCAAACAAUCCAAAUCGAUGUGUCUGGCCAUUGCCUCGGUGUCCACUUCGAAUAUCUUGUCGUAGCUGGGGUCAAUUUUUUUGGCCAGUUCUUGGGUCUUUUCCAGAGCUGUCCGGUCGCAUUUUGCUAAAGGCAUGUCGUACGACUCUGGAUAACGACAAGCUGUUUCGUUGUCUCUUGUUGAACAUAGAUAACAUCUUACGUCUCUUGUUUCAC